Iphiclides podalirius (scarce swallowtail) is the source of this 951-nucleotide messenger RNA. The record is from the annotation of a GenBank genome assembly. NCBI's taxonomy places the organism in Eukaryota, Metazoa, Arthropoda, Insecta, Lepidoptera, Papilionidae.
AUGCUACUUGUUUUAGUCGUUUGUCAUCUCGUUGGUGCUAUCAUUGCCAAUCCGCUCAACAAGUAUCCUUUUGUUUUUCUAUUGGACGUGGGUAAUGAGGAGUUGGAGAAGACUAAUACGGAACAAGUCCGCCUGUCUAUCCCUGGCGGAUCCUUGGCGGUGCGAUAUCCCGCUGUGGGGGAAGGAGAUCUGAUAACUCACGUGAGAGUUACCGGGAUAGACUACGGCACGGACCUCAAGGCGAACAUAGUUGACGGUGGUCCAGGAUACAAGUACGUUGUCCUCGUGUUCUUUGGAAACACAGGAGUCCCUUACGAAACUGUACUAACGCUCCAAACUCAGUCGAACGCCAACAUGGACUCCGAAAGCGUUUCUAACAAAAUAUCGGACAGUUCCUAUCAGUCAAAUAAUCAAGUCGACGAGAAUAACAGCGCAGAAGACACAGAUGAUAGUGCGGACACAUCAAAUAAUAUCAGUGAAGGUGAACUAGUGCAAUCGAGUGACAACGUUUAUAACUACGCACAAGCAUCUGGGAAUGAUCAUGAUGAUCCUGGCGAAUCUGCGAAUUUAAAUGACAGCCAUAUCGAUUCCGUUGAGGACGACGAAGAUCCAGACGAAACAGGAGUAAUGGAGAGUCCAAAAAAUGACGAAGAAGAAGAAUAUCAAUAUAAGGCAGAAAAGUUACAAGCUAGAUCUAACGAGGAAUAUGCUUAUAACAGUAAAUACGAAAACAACGCAUUGGAUGAAGAUGAGUUAGGACAGGGGGUCCCAUUGGACCAAGACGCUCGUAUGUACAGACAAGAAAUAUUAUAUGACAAUACGUAUUCCGCUGAAGACCCUGUAGAACUGGAUCAAAUGUUUAAUGACGAAGAAGUGCAUAAUGACGCUGAUAAGUUCAGAGAUUCGAACAAUAACAACUUUGAUUCCGACUACGAUUCGGCUGUAGCAUAU